AGUAAACAAAAAUGGCUACCGCUACGAUGAAAGAAAUUGUUGCGUUGUAUCAAAAUUUAAAACGUAUAUGGGAUAGUAAGCCACAAAAUUUAGAAAAGUCUGGAGAACUUCUUUCCAGACUCAAGUUGUCACUCACCCAAGUUGCAUUUCUACCAACAACAGAGGCGUCAGUGACUAAGCAAGAAUUGCUAAUUGCUCGAGAUAUACUUGAAAUUGGAGCACAAUGGGCUAUUGCUAAAAAGGAUAUUCCAGCAUUUGAAAGAUACAUGGCCCAAUUAAAAUGCUAUUAUAUGGAUUACAAGGAUGACCUUCCAGAGUCUGCAUUCAAAUACCAGCUUUUAGGACUGAACCUUUUGUGUCUACUUUCUCAAAAUCGAUUAGCAGAAUUUCACACUGAACUGGAACGGUUACCUGUAAAGGAGAUUCAGAAUAACAUUUAUAUCAAACAUCCAGUAAGCAUGGAACAGUAUUUAAUGGAGGGAAGUUACAAUAAGGUUUUUCUAGCCAGAGGAAAUGUUCCAGCAGACAACUAUAACUUCUUCAUUGAUAUUUUACUGAACACAAUCAGAGAUGAAAUAGCAGGGUGCAUAGAAAAAGCAUACAACCGUAUUGGUCUUAAUGAAGCUGCCAGAAUGCUUUUCUUUGAAGCCCAAAAACCAAUGAAGGAAUAUGCUACUCAGAGAAAAUGGAGAUUAGAGAAAGAUUUUUUUCACUUUAUUCAUGAAGCUAAGGAUGCUGAUCACACCAUCCCUGCCAAAAUAUUAGCUACACAAACCAUUGAAUAUGCCAGAGAACUUGAAAUGAUAGUAUAAACUUUGAUGUUAAAGCCUUUUUCAUCUGUUUUAUUUAACAAAAUUUGACAUAUUUGAUUUGAAAGGAACUUUCAAUUUAAUAAAAAAAAUUUAAAAAGCUUGGGAUUGUAAAAUGUGACGGAUUGUGUUAAAUUUCAAACAAUGGAUUAAUUUUAAAAAGUGCAUCUGAAUAGCAUUAGAAGCAUAAAUAGGGACAUAAACAUAUUGAAAAGAAAAUAUGAUUGGUCAGUCUGAAAAAGAGUUUAGUGGUUUUUGUGUGAGUGAAGUUUUGUACAACAUGCAGGUUUUGAACUUAAUUUUAUUAAACCAGACAAUAAAAAAAAUGU
Physella acuta is the source of this 1138-nucleotide messenger RNA. RefSeq names its product 26S proteasome non-ATPase regulatory subunit 8-like. Lineage: Eukaryota; Metazoa; Mollusca; Gastropoda; Physidae. The record is from RefSeq and is a predicted model, not a curated record. Gene Ontology annotation, biological process: proteasome-mediated ubiquitin-dependent protein catabolic process. Gene Ontology annotation, cellular component: cytosol; proteasome regulatory particle; proteasome regulatory particle, lid subcomplex.